GCCCAGGACAGCCGCUGAGAUCUCGAGACUCAGAUACCAAGAGAUGCUUCUAGUCGGGAGCCUCGUUGUCCUCUGUGGGCUGCUGGCCCAGAGUUCAGCCCAGCUGGCAGGCCUGCCCUUGCCCUUGGGCCAGGGUCUGUCCUUGCCUCUGAACCAGGGCCUGCCUUCAGAUCCCACAGGUCAUCUUGCUGGAAGCUUCACAGAUGCUCUCAGUGGUGGCCUGCUGUCUGGAGGACUGCUGGGCAAUUUGGAAAAUAUUCCACUCCUGGAUAUUAUAAAGUCUGGAGGAGGCACUUCUUAUGGCCUGGUUGGGGGCCUGCUUGGAACACUGACUUCAUCAAUCCCUUUCCUGAACAACAUCCUUGACAUAAAAAUCACUGAUCCCCAGCUGCUGGAACUUGGCCUUGUGCAGAGCCCUGAUGGCCAUCGUCUCUAUGUCACCUUCCCUCUGGGCUUCAUAGUCAAAGUGAAAACGCCCCUGGUUGGAAAUCUUUUGGAAUUGGCUGUGAAGCUGAACAUCACCUCGGAAGUCUUGGCCGUGAAAAACAAUCAGGGGAGGGUCCACCUGGUUCUCGGUGACUGCACCCACUCCCCUGGCAGCCUGCAGAUCAUCUUGCUCAAUGGAUCCACUCCCCUUCAAAGCUUUCUAGACAGCCUCACAGUGAUAUUGACUAAAGUCCUCCCUGACCUGGUGCAGGGUAAGGUGUGUCCUCUGGUCAAUGCGGUUCUCAGCCAUCUGGAUGUCACUAUGGUGCAUGACAUUGCUGAAUUACUGAUCCAUGGACUAAAAUUUGUCAUCAAAGUCUAGGCCUCCCAGGAAGGGAGGAUCUGCCUUCGUUGAGCUGAGAAGAACUGUGGCUGCUCAGUCUACUGCUUCUUGCCCAGUGUCCCAUGGCUCACAGAAGAGGGCCCCUGUCCUGGAAAAAGAUACGCCUCCCCAAGAAACCCGAUCUCUUCCUUUCCCAUCAAGAAUGAUUAAUCCCAUGAUUAUCGCUAAA
Alexandromys fortis (reed vole) is the source of this 998-nucleotide messenger RNA. Its product is annotated as BPI fold-containing family A member 1-like. NCBI's taxonomy places the organism in Eukaryota, Metazoa, Chordata, Mammalia, Rodentia, Cricetidae. Gene Ontology annotation, biological process: immune response in nasopharyngeal-associated lymphoid tissue; negative regulation of single-species biofilm formation in or on host organism; antibacterial humoral response. The transcript has 9 exons. Gene Ontology annotation, molecular function: lipid binding. The record is from RefSeq and is a predicted model, not a curated record. The coding region runs from base 44 to 808 and encodes 254 amino acids.